This is a messenger RNA of Arachis stenosperma, 1950 nucleotides long. RefSeq names its product serine/threonine-protein kinase GRIK1-like. Lineage: Eukaryota; Viridiplantae; Streptophyta; Magnoliopsida; Fabales; Fabaceae. Gene Ontology annotation, biological process: protein phosphorylation; intracellular signal transduction. Bases 538 to 1722 code for a protein of 394 amino acids. The transcript has 13 exons. The record is from RefSeq and is a predicted model, not a curated record. Gene Ontology annotation, molecular function: ATP binding; protein serine/threonine kinase activity. Gene Ontology annotation, cellular component: cytoplasm.
AUAUUUUAAAAAAAUUCCUCGCAUUCGAAUUGCGACAACUUCUCGAAUCUGAAGCUUUCAGCUUUGUCAUCCCAUUCACAAUUGCAAUGUAAUUGCAGCUGAGAUUGUUUCCUUCAAUUCGCUUCUUGAAUUACUGGAGCUACUCGAUCAAAUUUGGAGCUAGGGUUCCCAAAUUUGGCUCCCCCAAAACCAACCAACUGCCGAAAGUUUAGUCUUUUGAAGUUGCAAGCAAAGGGUUCUCGCACGUUUUCGUCCUCCUCGAGGAAAAAGAGGGUAAAAGGUCAACGAAUUUUGCAUUGGUGAGUACUGGGCUGAGCUUAUAAACUGGAGUUCAAGCAAUGUUGGGUGUGAAACGUAGUGGGUUAAGUUUCUCUUCCUGUUUACUUCAUCUAGCUGAAUGGCAUCCUUUAGAAUAACAGUGUUAAGCAGGGCUUGAAGCCCUUCUUUUUCUUUCGUAUCAGGAUAUGUGCUUUGGCCGUUUGAGGUGAAUCAGAUUAGUGCUGUGUAUUUAGAUUGGUGAGUGCUGUAGUUUGCGAAAUGAUCAGUUUCUGUAAUUGUUUUGGGAUAAUCAAGAAAGGAAAAAAUGAAAGGGCUAAGCAAAGUGUAAAAAAAAUUUUCUCACGGGGACUGUUGCGUGGAGAAACAGAAGAUGAUUUCUCAUAUAGUGGUGAGUUUACUAGUAACACCACCAGUGGAGAUGAAAGUGACAGCCAGCCUCGAGCCAACCGAUCGGAGGAAAUUUUGAACUUGAGAGCAGAGAAGGACAUGGCUUGUAGGCGGGUUCCUGUUAAGGAGACCAACAAACUUGUUCGUGAAGAGGAUGAAGAUGGGAACAAAAUGAUCAAUGAGUAUGUUCGGGAGUACAGGAUUGGUUCAGGUAGUUAUGGCAAAGUGGUUCUAUAUCGAAGUAUUGUAGAUGGAAAGCAUUAUGCAAUUAAGUCCUUUCAUAAGUCCCAUUUGCUGAAGCUUCGAGUUGCAGGCUCUGAAACCGCCAUGUCUGACGUUCUGCGUGAGGUACUUAUUAUGAAAAUGGUGGAACAUCCUAAUAUAGUCAAUCUCAUUGAGGUGAUUGAUGACCCAGAAUCAGAUUGCUUCUACAUGGUGCUAGAAUAUGUGGAGGGCAAAUGGUUUUGUGAGGGUUCGGGUCGUGGUUGUGCCUUGGUGGAAGACACUGUUAGGAAAUACUUGCGUGAUAUAGUAUCUGGAUUAAGAUAUCUUCAUGAUCAUAAUAUAAUACAUUUGGACAUCAAACCCGAUAAUUUGUUGAUUACUCGUGAGGGUAAAGUCAAGAUAGGGGAUUUCAGUGUCAGCCAGGCUUUUCAGGACAAUAAUGAUAUACUUUAUCGAUCACCUGGCACGCCUGUUUUCUCUGCACCAGAAUGUUGUGUAGGCGGUACAUAUCAUGGUAAAGCUUCAGACACAUGGGCAGUUGGAGUUACUUUGUACUGUAUGAUAAUGGGUGAAUACCCAUUUCUCGGAAAAACGCUUCCAGAUACAUAUGAAAAAAUAGUCAAUAAUCCAUUAGUACUUCCGGAUGACAUUAACCCACAAUUAAAGAACUUGAUUGAAGGACUACUUUGCAAAGAUCCAAAAGCAAGGAUGACAUUGAAUGAAGUUGCAGAGCAUAGCUGGGUUAUUGGAGAUGAUGGGCCCAUCAGUGAAUACAUGUGUUGGUGCAAACAGAAGAGGCUUGUGGUGGAACAAGAACAACACCACCCUUAGAAGAUAGGACCACUAUGCUUUUGCCUUCACAGAAAGAUAGGAUUUUCUUUUUGUACUGUGAAAAGGCCAAUAUAUGUGCUAGUAUACCCUUUGGACAACAUGCAUGAACUUUUUGUUAGAGCAGAUCAAGUUUCCAAGGAAUCCUUGUAAUUUUAAGUAGCUAAUCCUUCUGUUUUGGUACAUAAUUAAUUAAUUGUUUAUUGAGAGUGAUUGAUUUUUAUGGACACU